Molecule: messenger RNA, 3132 nt
Organism: Panicum virgatum (switchgrass)
Lineage: Eukaryota; Viridiplantae; Streptophyta; Magnoliopsida; Poales; Poaceae
Product: U-box domain-containing protein 45-like
Exons: 6
Coding region: 474-2861 (795 amino acids)
Biological process (GO): protein ubiquitination
Cellular component (GO): nucleus; cytoplasm
Molecular function (GO): ubiquitin-protein transferase activity; protein binding
Source: RefSeq, a predicted model, not a curated record
CCCCCCACUCUCCAUUAUUCCUCCCUUCUCUCCUUCUCCCCUCCCCCACCGCCCCACGCUCCUCCUCCUCGGCCGCCGCCAUCGCCGGCGACGGCGACCUCCGGAGCCGCGUGGAGAACUCUCCGGUGAGAUUCGUUUUCCGUCAGCGCGGGUAGAGAUCAAAGCUUGAGCGUGGUGAGCGUGCCCGCCAAGGCGUAGCUGCAUUCGGCCUCCUGCUCCCUCAUCCACGCGCGCCGGCGGCCUUCCUGCAAGGCUGGCUCUGGAGGCUCAACCUAGGCUCCCAGCUCGCCACCGCCAGCCUUUCGUGCCACCGCCGCAUAGUCACUCCCUCCCUCAGCCGGAUCCUCGAUCCACUGCCACCGCCGGCGCGGAGCUCCUCCCUCGGUCCGGUGGAGUGGCGUCGGGUGGAGAUCCGUCCUGCCGAGGAGUAAUUUCUUCUUUCCUUGAUGUUGGAGCUCAGGUAGCAGUCAACAAUGGAUGCAAUAGAGGCCGAAGAAGGUCCUUUUCUGGCUAAUGAUGCCAAGUUGCACGCAGGAAUUUGUAGAGCAUUUCUCCCUGCUGUAUCUAAGCUUUCCACCAUUUUCCCUUUCAUCGAAGCAUCAAGACCAAGAAGCAAGUCUGGUAUACAGGCAUUGUGUUCACUACAUGUCGCUCUAGAUAAAGCCAAAGGGCUCCUUCAACAUUGUGCAGACAGCAGCAGGCUCUACUUGGCCAUCACCUCGGAAACUGUGCUUUUGAAGUUUGAAAAAUCUAGAAGCCAACUUCAGGAAAGUCUAAGGCGCGUUGAAAGCAUAGUAACAGAAGAUAUCAGCUGUAAGAUUACAGAGAUUGUUAGCGAGUUGGAGGAGAUUGUCUUUACAUUGGAUCGAUCAGAGAAGGAAGCUGGUGACGAUGUGAUCAAUUUGCUCCAGAGGAACAACAAAACAAAUGGUUCCAGUGAUAGUGGGGAGCUUGAGGUCUUCCACAUGGCUGCUCUGAAAUUGGGAAUUACAUCUUCUAGGGCAGCACUUACGGAGAGAAGAGCCCUCAAGAAGCUAAUCGAGAAGGCUCGUUCUGAUGAAGACAAGAGGAAGGAGCUUGUUGUGUCGUACUUGUACAAUCUCAUGAGGAAAUACUCAAAAUUCUUCAGAAGUGAGGCUGGUGACGAUACAGAUUCUCAAGGAUCAUCUCCCUGCUCGCCUACAGUAUUAGGCAUGGAUGAUAUGUACGGACCCUACGGCAAUGGCCGAGCAUUCAGUAGACAGCUUUCGAGCAUUCAAUCAUUCAAUUCGAGGUUUGGAUCUUUCAAUUCUAGGCUCGGAUCAUUCAAUUGCAAGCGUGGUGGUGGUCCAAGGUCUGAAAAUAUGUCAAUGCCUCCUGAAGAACUUAGGUGCCCUAUUUCCUUACAGCUCAUGUAUGACCCAGUCAUCAUUUCAUCUGGACAGACUUAUGAGCGUGUUUGCAUUGAGAAGUGGUUCAACGAUGGUCACAGCACAUGUCCUAAAACUCAGCAGCAACUUGCCCACCUGUCAUUGACUCCAAACUAUUGUGUGAAGGCCCUGAUUGCCAGCUGGUGUGAGCAGAAUGAUUUUCCAGUUCCUGAUGGUCCACCAGGAUCUUUUGAUGUAAAUUGGAGACUUGCUUUCUCAGACACUGAGGCUACAGGUUGUGUGCCUGCUGAAAGUUUUGAUUCUACCAAUGUGAAGAGUGUCAAGGUUGUCCCAAUGGAGAAUAUGAGAAAGGAGGAGCCGGCAAACAGUGAAUCAGAAACGCUGGAUGACAGCUCUUGUAACGAUUUUGAUUUGAAUGAGGGAUAUGGGAACUUGCUGCUCUUACUUCAUGAAAGAAGCAACAUGAACAAGCAGUGUAGGUUGGUGGAGCAGAUAAGGUAUCUUUUGAAAGACGAUGAAGAAGCAAGGAUCCAGCUGGGCUCAAACGGGUUUGCCGAGGCGCUAGUUGAGUUCUUGAGAAAUGCUGUGAGUGAUGGAAAUGAGAAGGCACAGGAAGUUGGCAUCAUGGCUCUUUUCAACCUCGCAGUGAACAACAACAGAAACAAGGGACUCCUGUUAUCUGCUGGAGUUGUCGACCUACUCGAGCAGAUGAUAUCAAAUUCACGCCUAACUGGUCCAGCCACGGCACUGUACCUUAACCUUUCCUGCCUAUCUGAUGCGAAGGCUGUCAUCGGUUCUAGCCAGGCUGUGUCAUUCCUAGUCGACCGUCUGUACAGCCAAGAGGCCGGCGACACAAAAAGCAGCUCCUGCAAGCAUGACGCCCUGUACACGUUGUACAACCUCUCGAACCACCAGGCCAGCGUCCCAGCGCUCCUUACUGCAGGCAUUGUGGAUGCUCUCCACUGUCUCCUCACCGAGUCUCCCGCGACGGAGGGCCUCGGUUGGACAGAGAAGGCCCUUGCUGUGCUCAUCAGCCUCGCAGCCACCCAGGCGGGCAGGAAGGAGAUCAUGUCCACCCCGGGUUUGGUCAGCACAUUAGCAAUGCUGCUCGACACGGGUGAGCCGACUGAGCAGGAGCAGGCCGUGUCGUGCCUUCUGGUGAUGUGCACGGCUGAUGACAAGUGCAUAGCGCCAGUGCUCCAGGAAGGAGUGGUCCCGUCCCUGGUCUCCAUCUCGGCGGCCGGUACUGGGAGGGGCAGGGAGAAGGCCCAGAAGCUUCUGAAGCUGUUCCGGGAACAGAGGCAGCGGGACGCACCACCACCCCAGCAGCCCCAGCAGCAGCAGCAGAGCCAGUUAACAGAGGCCGGGAAUGGUGGUGCCAUCGUGUGCCACCGGGAGUCGAAGCCGCUGUGCAAGUCCAAAUCGCGGAAGCUGGGGCGAACGCUGAGCUCGCUGUGGAAGAAUAGGAGCUUCUCGCUGUACCAGUGCUAGGAUGCUAGAGUAGGUUUGAGUUGAUCAGUGGAUAUGUACAUCUCCUUUCUGCCUUAUUUCCCUCCUGAUCAUUUCCUCUCUUUUUUUUUGGCGGUGUUGUUUUCCACGGGUAAAGCAAAGACCUUGAUGUUCUUCCCCCCCUGCUCGGUGGGGUGAUGUAGGGCAUUUUCCACUUCUACAGUUCUACCUAUGUCAAGAGAUGCGUACAGUUGUUUCUUCUCUAUAAGAUCAGAUGCUGCUGCUCUGUCAAUCAAGCAUCCUUUGCAAGCAA